AUGGAGAUUGGAUCGAGAGACCAACCACCCAAACACGAAGAAAAACUGGAGAAUGGGUCGAGAAAAUGGCAUUUUCAUGGGAAACAAGAGAUGAAUAGAGCUUCUUCAUUAUCUGUUCGAGGUAUUCUUAAGGCGAUAACUGACAAUCUCAAUGGAGCUGAUCAAAGGCCGACUAUUAUGCUUGGCCGUGGAGAUCCCUCAGAGUAUCCCUGUUUUCGAACCACGCCAAUUGCCGAAGACGCCCUUGUUGAUGCGAUUCGCUCUGCUAAAUUCAACUGUUAUGCUCCUGCCAUUGGUAUUCUGCCAGCAAGAAGGUCUGUGGCAGAUUAUCUCUCUGAGGAUCUUCCAUACAAACUAUCGCCGGAUGAUGUUUGUCUCACUGUUGGUGCCCAUCAUGCAAUUGAAGUAAUAUUGACAGUUCUUGCUCAACCUGGUGCGAAUAUCUUGCUUCCUAGACCAGGGUAUCCAUAUUAUGAAGCUGUGGCCAAAUUGAGCCAUCUUGAGGUCCGCCACUUCGAUCUUCUCCCAGAACAGGGUUGGGAGGUUGAUCUUGAUGGUUUGGAAGCAUUAGCAGAUGAUAACACUGUUGCUUUAGUUAUCAUCAACCCUGGAAAUCCCUGUGGGAAUGUUUUCAUUGGUUGUUGGGUUGCAAGACCACUUUUAAAGGUUGCGGAGACUGCAAGAAAGCUUGGAAUUCUUGUGAUUGCAGAUGAAGUUUAUGGCCAUCUAGCAUUUGGAGGUAACCCAUUUGUGCCAAUGGGAGUGUUUGGAUCAAUUGCACCUGUUCUUACAAUUGGGACAUUAUCAAAGAGAUGGAUUGUUCCUGGUUGGCGACUUGGUUGGAUUGCAACUAAUGAUCCCAAUGGCAUCCUUCAAAAAUUUGGGAUUGUUGAGUCAAUUAAGAGCUAUCUUGAAAUUGCUGCUGAUCCUGCGACUUUCAUUCAGGGGGCGGUUCCUCAGAUCCUAGAGAAAACGACUGGGUGUUUCUUCCAGAAGAUUAUUACUGUACUCACAGAAGCUGCAGAUAUUUGUUAUGGUGAACUCAAAGAGAUCCCUUGCAUUACUUUUCCACACAAACCAGAAGGGUCCAUGUCUGUAAUGGUGAAGCUGAAUCUGUUGGUACUAGAUGGCAUAGAAGAUGAUAUGGAUUUUUGUACCAAGCUUGCUAAAGAAGAGUCUGUUAUCAUUCUACCAGGUGUUGCUGUGGGACUGAAGAAUUGGCUCCGUGUAACUUUUGCCAUUGAGCCGACACCUCUUAAAGAUGGCCUAGGCAGAGUGAAAGCCUUCUGCUUGAGGCAUGCUAAGAAGGAAUGA
This is a messenger RNA of Ilex paraguariensis (yerba mate), 1314 nucleotides long. Lineage: Eukaryota; Viridiplantae; Streptophyta; Magnoliopsida; Aquifoliales; Aquifoliaceae. The record is from the annotation of a GenBank genome assembly.